UUUAGAAAGACGACAGAUGAAAUAAUGUAGAAAAGGCUGCUUGCAGUUUUCCUAAGAGUCAUUUCUGGAUUCAAUCAGACACACAUUCAGCUGCAACUUCACCAUGUCAAGACGUUUGACAGUUGUAGAUAUCGGUUUGAUCUUGUUGUCACUGCAAAAUGUAGUCGGACAAUUAAGCUUUCAUUCAGACAAAGAUGUGCUUUCAAAACUUGCUGUCUUUGAGGAGUACAUUUAUAUUGGAGGAGGGAAGAAUUUGUAUAAAUUGAACGCUUCCUUAGGACAUGAAGAAACUAUACAAACGUGUACGUCAAACUGUACAAACAGUGUAAACCAGCUACUUCUGAUUAACGAGAACGAAAAGAAAAUUGUUAUCUGUGGCACUGGGAAUAAUGGACUUUGUAGCCAGCUAGAUCUGUAUGAUUUAGGUGGAGAAAAUAAAACUGGCAGUUUAAAAGUACCUGUAGAUCAUGGUUCCCCAGCAGUUGGCCUUGUCACUAAGGAUAACAAAGACUUGAUGGUAGCUCGCUCAGUUUGUGUAAAUGCCUCAUUCAUUGAAGAUGACAGUAAUUUCAAAGUCAUUGCAAGUUGGAAUUUUACAACCAUGCAAAUACCAAGUGUUGUAGAUCAGGGUUCACAGAAAAGUUUGAAACUAAAGAAAUCUCCACCAAAUAAUCAUCCUUUUUGCAUAAAGUAUCUACAAGUUCUUGAACAUAGUGGUUUUUCCUACUUUUUUACACAUCAAAAUAUGUAUUAUAAUUCCCAAGAUAAAGUUUCGAAGCUGGCAAGGAUUUGUCAGAGGGAUGCAUCCUACCAGACAUAUAUAGAUGCAGAAAUUGCUUGUCAAGUAAGAGGAGAGAGUUAUAAUGUUUUGACUGAUGCUACCUUUGUGAAUGGAACAGUCUUUGCAUCAUUUUCAAAGCCGGAUGGACCUUUCGAGAGUGUUAUUUGCUUUAAAGACAUACGACAAUUAAACUCUUCUUUAGUUGAUGAAAAGCUAGAUUUUAUUAAUGGGAGUUGUGUUUUAGAUAAUGAUCUCAGUUAUCUAGAUAAUUUCGGCAAACUUCCUAAAUGCGAUGAUCCAAAAAACUACACUGAAUUUAUUUUACCAGAGUUUACCUGUGCAGCUAAUAUGACAGAUGUGAGUUCUUACAAGGGUGUCAUUGGAAAAACCCAAAUAAACUUCAACUAUAGUGUUCACAACAUUUAUGGAAAAAUUACAAAAUUGUUUACAACAACUGUCAAUGAAAAAUUGGUUCUUCUAGCUGGCACAGAAGACGGACAUGUGAUACAGUUUUCUAUCUUUGAAGAUGGCUCACUGCACGAAUAUGAUACUAGUAGUGUACUUGUUGGUACCAGCAAAGAAGACAAUCAAAUACAUGACCUGUACCACUUCCCCGAUGGUGAUGCCUUAUAUGCAUUAACAAAAUCAAAGAUUUCCAAAAUAAGCGCGAGGUCUUGUAAUGAGUCUGGCGUAUCGGUAUGCGUAGAAUCUGAAACAAUGAAGUUGAAAGACCCUCACUGUGGUUGGUGUGUUUUCACAAACAAGCUCUCAAAAAUGUCUGAAUGUAAAGACAAAUGGAUUUCAUCUGUGGAUGGGUGCAUUACACUUUCAAUAAGCCCACAGGGAGUAAAAAUUGGGGAAAGUACAACUGGGAAACCUCCUGGCAACAAUCAGUGA
Messenger RNA from Mya arenaria, 1678 nucleotides. Its product is annotated as plexin-A4-like. The transcript has 7 exons. NCBI's taxonomy places the organism in Eukaryota, Metazoa, Mollusca, Bivalvia, Myida, Myidae. The record is from RefSeq and is a predicted model, not a curated record. The coding region runs from base 104 to 1678 and encodes 524 amino acids. Gene Ontology annotation, cellular component: semaphorin receptor complex. Gene Ontology annotation, biological process: semaphorin-plexin signaling pathway involved in axon guidance; regulation of cell migration. Gene Ontology annotation, molecular function: semaphorin receptor activity; protein binding.